GGCCCCUCGGCGCCACUUCCGGCAGUGCGCGACAUGGCCACGGGCCGGGACCGCGGGGACUUGGCUGCACGGCAGCUGGUGUUCCUACUUCCAGAGUAUUUAAAAGAUGCCUCGAAGAAGAUGAAGAGUGGCAUCCUGUUUGUCAAACUGGUCAACCCGCGCUCAGGGGAAGGAGCCAUGUACUUACUCGACAUGUGUCUACAGCAGCUGUUUGAAAUAAAAGUUUUCAAGGAAAAACACCAUUCUUGGUUUAUAAAUCAAUCAGUUCAAUCAGGGGGGCUUCUCCACUUUGCCACACCCAUGGAUCCUCUGUUCCUGUUCCUUCACUACCUCAUAAAGGCUGGCAAAGAGGGAAAGUAUCAGCCCUUGGAUCAGGUUGUAGUGGAUGACAUGUUUCCGGAUUGCACCUUGCUGCUGAGAUUUCCUGAGCUUGAGAAAUCACUUCGGCAUGUGACAGAGGCAAAAGAAGUAAACAGCAAGAAGUACUAUAAAUAUAGCACAGAGAAGACACUGAAGUGGCUGGCUAAAAAGGUUAACCAAACUGUGGCAGCUUUGAAAGCCAAUAAGGUCAAUGUCGGAGCCCGGGUACAGUCAUCUGCAUAUUUCUCUGGUGAUAAGGUUUCCAGGGACAAGGAAGAAGAUUAUGUUCGAUAUGCCCAUGGUCUGAUCUCUGAUUACAUCUCUAAAGAACUAAGUGAGGAUUUGUCUAAGUUCUUGAAGCUUCCAGAACCUCCAGCUGCAUUGCCAACCCCUCCAUCAAAGAUGCCAGCACAAAGACGAAAAAGGGGCAAGUGACAAGUGAUGCAGCCCACGCCAGGCUCGGCUGCUUCCUGUGCAACCUAAGAUGUCGCAAAGUUUUCUGUUCUUUCAAAAGCACUCUGCACCUUCAAGAAGACCACCAGGGGCCUGUAGCAUCUGUUAAUGGACCAGUGAUGAAUGUGCCAUCUCUUAGUUCGACCAUGGAUGUGCUGUGAGAUCUCGGCUCAGUGUUCUGUGCUGCACUUAGUUCAAGCUACCCUUGAGUGUGGAUCUGAGGAGUGCAGCUGCCUCGGACUUCAAAAUGUCCAGAAGAGAAGGCUUCCUGGGAAACCAAGGUCAUUCCUCCAGCCUGACUUGUUGGCUUCCCACUUUUGUUGAGGUGCCUUGACAGAAGCACACGAGUCCACACUACAGGCUCCAGCAAACCAACUCUCAGCCUUUUAAAAUACUUACCCGAAACCUGACCUUCUCUCCUUCUUACCAACUUGGCAGCUUCCAAUACAAUAAUGAUGCCCAAAUAUGUACAUUUUAUAACUUCUUAGAGUUAUAAACAUGGCUUUGUUUUUAAAAGAUUUGUCCAGCAUGUGUAUUAGUCUGAUCUCUUAGAGCCAGGACAGAGUAAAUGAGAGAGAAUUGGGAAUGAAUGCCAAAAAGCAGUUUGGGGGAGCAUGCUCAGCAAGGCUCUUUUAAGGAGGCAGCGGGAGGUUUGGGGCAGAAAUGUCUGAGGUUCAGGUGACUGUUGCACUGGGCACACAGCAGGGCAGGCUGGCUGCUGCUCAGCUGACCUCCCUUGUUCACAGAGCACCCCAGCCUCUUCAGAGAACAGUCCUGAGUUCUGACUCUCAGCCAAGCUGAGCCUCAUUCCCCAGCAGUCUCAUUUCCCCUUGCCUCCUUCCCAACAUGGAAAUGAUGGUGAACACUGGUGCUUUGGCAGCUGAGAAAUGAAUCUGCCUCUCCAAAUCCAACUCUACAGAGCCAGUGUGGAGGGCUGGGUUAUAGCUCAGUUGGAAGACUGCCUGCCUAGCAUGGAGGAGGCCAUGGGUUUGAUCCCCAACAGCACCACGUAAACCUACAGUGCCAGCACUAAGGAGGUGGAGACAGGAGAACGAGGAAUUUCAAGGACAGUCUCAGCUGCACACAAAGUUAGAGACCAAGCUGGAAUGUAGAUGAUCCUGCUUCAGAAAGAGUACCAACUAUUCGCAACACACGCUUAGAGAGAACCAUGCAGACAAGCAAAGAUUCAGCUUCACUUUGGGACUUUGUUGUUGUAGUGGUGGUGGUGGUGUGUGUGUAUGUCUAUGUGUGUAUAAGCAUGUGUUUGGGGGGAUGAGUGUCUGUGUGUGUGCAUGUGUGUGUGUAUAUCUGUGUGGUUGGUGUGUCUGUGUUUGUGUGUGUGUGCAUGCAAAUGGGUGUAAGAAUUAUGGGUGUGUUUGUAUGUGUGCAUGUUGCCUGGAGCCCAAAGGACAGCCUUCAGUGCCCAUCCUCAUCUUCCCACUGUCUCAUUACUGUGUAAGCCAACCAGCUGGCUCCAACCUUCUAUGGAGUCUCCUGUCUCUGUCUCCUGUAUUUGCCUGCUGUGUCCAGCUUUUACCUGGGUAUCCAUACUCAGGACAUCAGGCUUGAGGAGCAACUGUUGUACUCACUGAGCUGACUCCCCAGCCUGUAUAACACUUUUAAUAGAUGUAAUUCAUGAGGAGAUAUAAAUUGGAAGGAAAAUUAUUGGAGAGAAAUAAUUUCAAGUUUUUGUAUUGAAAGUGUAAGUGGUAUUUCUCCACCUCUUUUGGAAAUGUUCUAUAUAAAUAAACAUGUAUAACUUAUGUCAGAAGAGCUGAAAAA
Meriones unguiculatus (Mongolian gerbil) is the source of this 2595-nucleotide messenger RNA. RefSeq names its product ribonuclease H2 subunit B (gene Rnaseh2b). Gene Ontology annotation, cellular component: nucleoplasm; ribonuclease H2 complex. Lineage: Eukaryota; Metazoa; Chordata; Mammalia; Rodentia; Muridae. The transcript has 10 exons. Gene Ontology annotation, biological process: ribonucleotide metabolic process; RNA catabolic process. The coding region runs from base 34 to 795 and encodes 253 amino acids. The record is from RefSeq and is a predicted model, not a curated record.